Schistocerca gregaria is the source of this 2486-nucleotide messenger RNA. RefSeq lists its product as uncharacterized. The record is from RefSeq and is a predicted model, not a curated record. The transcript is spliced from 10 exons. NCBI's taxonomy places the organism in Eukaryota, Metazoa, Arthropoda, Insecta, Orthoptera, Acrididae. Bases 601 to 2127 code for a protein of 508 amino acids.
GAAGUUUCCGUGGUUUCCCUAAAUCAUUGUCCCGAAUGCCAGGAAGGUUUCUUCAACAGGUUGACAGAUGUUUCCUUCUCAAUCCUUGUCCAUACCCAGAAAAUAAUCAGUCCCUAAUUGCCUCGACCCUGACGGGACGUUAAAUUAGAAGCUCCUCCCUUCUAUUUAUGUGUUAAUAUAUUGCACCGAUUUCGAUGACAAAAUGGUCUGUUAGUCAGAAUCUCUUUCUUGUAAUUAACUACUUGACAAUAAGACAGUUGAUAAAAAUGAAAAUAUUCCAAAUACUCGGAAUGACAUUUAAAAAGCUACGGAUAUAGGAACUGAACGAAAAAUUCGUCCACUUUGGAUUACCACAGUCUAACAUUAGACUGUGGGAUACAGUGAUUGGGCACGUUACUGUGGCUGGCACGUUGUUAUUUUUACCUUUGUUUCCUAAACAAAAGAAUGCGACUAAGGAAUGUUAUUCGCAGGGGGAAGAGAGAAUGCUACAUAUAAAACGUUAACUGCGCGAGAGACAGUUUGGUAAAAUGGAAAUUAUAUACGUCUUUAAACAGUGUAGCAGUGUAAACCGUACUGUUCGCAUAGAGAAGAAGUGUUAAAAUGCCAAGAGCAAAAGAAGUAACGGCAGAGGAUGACUCCUUAGACUCUCGUUCACAUGGAACAGACGAAGAAGCGAUCGCGCCACAUCAGUUUCAAGGUUUGAGGAAGACAGAGUACGACACGUUCAAGAAGACAGAGUACGAAUCUUUGCAUCUUUCUCCGGAAAAAUCGGUGAUCAAAGUGCUCUGGGAAAGAGUUAGUGCUGAAAUCGGCCAGAGGAGUAGCCGCACCAUGCAGGCAGGUAUAAAAGGAUCACUGUCCGUGAGAAAAACAUGGUCUCCUCCAGCUACAGCAUACUACGAUGAGUAUCCAACUCCGCGACAGCGACUGCCUUCUGCGGAAGAGAAAUCGAACGCUAAAGUCGUCUGGGACCGCGCCGGCGCUGUGGCUGACCACGACAGCUCCGCCGAUAUUCAGACAGGAUCACAAACUAUAGCCACGGAAGAGGAUGAACCUGAGCACCAGUUAACCGAGUCCGAUCGUGAUAUGGUGCCCUCGAUAGCUGCAAAGGAAUCAACCCAGGUAGUUUGGGACCGUGUCAGCUCUGUGAUUAACCAGGAGGCCGUCGCCAAUACACAGGACGACAAUACUAGCUAUACUGGAAGCAGAGAACAAGUUGCAAUAAAAGAGGAGGAAAGUAAUGCAUCUUUAGAUACAUCUAAUCCUGAGCAUCAGCGACAGCUAGAAGCGGAUAUUGCGACUAGUGAGAAGCAACAAGACGUGGGGACUGAAGACACGAUUAGUUCAAAAACUCCGGACAGCACAAGUGAUUUCACCCCCCGAGGAGAGCAAGAAGACCAGGAGUCUGUGGAAGAAUAUGUAACGAUUUAUGAUGGCCCGAACAAGGAGCAACUGUUAAAUGACUCUCCUCUGCGUGCAGAGCUCGAAGCCGCAACUAAAACACACACAGCUACUUUCAAGACGAAGGAAAUACCUGGCCGUUUAACCAACUACUUAGAAGAGCAAAGAGUUAUGAACGAAGAGAAGAAGAAGAGUCAAUAUUCUCCCUUUAUUAUGGAUUCUCCGCAAAUGCAACAUCCUAUAGAAGAGAUCCAGGAAGAAGUGAAACCACGGCAUAUCCUGCAUGAAGAUGUACCUGUAACAAAAACUGUGGAAUCUCUUUCUCACAUUUCUGACCCCGAAAUGAGUCAAGAUGGCGGUGAGGAAGAGGAGGAGGUGCCUUGUAUAUCUUACAAUGCUCCGAAGGCGGUGCAGCAGGCCGUGGCGGACACGCCGGUGCUGCCGGGAACUAGUCUGCGGGUCACAACGCACAGUAAAAUGGAGGCGCUGCGGAAGGAGUUGGAGGAAAUGGAGGCAUUUGAUGACGACGAAGACACUUGCAUGUACGACGAACAGUCGAUGUCGCUAAAGCGACUGAUGACGAGGGCGGCGGCGGGCGCCCGCACGUACGUGAUGCCCGACCCCGUGCGCGCACGCAUCGACGACGACGCCCUCAUCUACCACGUGCCCAGGUCUCCCGAGGCGCCACGCCGCUUCAGCGACAAGGUCUUCUUCAGGUUCAAGUGAUAUCUGCUGUCAGACUUCGAGCUAUUUAGACCGAGCGAGGAAGCCACAGCUUUUCAGGUGUAAGGAUUCAACGAAAAUAAAUUUCUUUACUCGCCUUAAGAGAGGUUCCAUACUGUUGUUUAGCUGUUUGUGACUAAAAUUUGUGAGUGACGUUUAAAAAUUAUUCGUCCUGCCAUUGAAGCAGUUUUGACUUUCGUAGCUAAAAACAAAAUCAGAAUAUCGUUAUGAGGUUUAAGAAACAUAAGUAUUUUUCCCCUACUUGCACAACAUAAAUAACUGUAAUAAGUUCUUAAAGUUAUUGGAGCAAUAAAGUGUAUUUUUACAGCAAAAGUCUACUGAAUAAAUGUUACUGCUUAUCU